This is a messenger RNA of Lepus europaeus (European hare), 3534 nucleotides long. It is a transcript of the gene GCLC, whose product is annotated as glutamate-cysteine ligase catalytic subunit. Gene Ontology annotation, molecular function: glutamate-cysteine ligase activity. The record is from RefSeq and is a predicted model, not a curated record. Bases 430 to 2343 code for a protein of 637 amino acids. Gene Ontology annotation, biological process: glutathione biosynthetic process. Gene Ontology annotation, cellular component: glutamate-cysteine ligase complex. Lineage: Eukaryota; Metazoa; Chordata; Mammalia; Lagomorpha; Leporidae. The transcript is spliced from 16 exons.
CCAGCGGGCGGCGGCACUGGGCAUGCUCCACCGCGGCGCAGGUUUUGGUCACAAGUAGGAAGAAGCCAGGGAGUGCACGACACCGGCAAAGAGAAGCGGGAGCCGCAGCGCGGCCGUGGGGUCCGUCGCCACCGCCUCGGAGCAGGAGCAGGGCGGCAGCGAGCGAGGGGCGAGGCCGUCAGGCCUAGAGCCGCCCAGCCUGCCUUCCCGUCCUGUGUCUCUGCGCGGUGCGCCGGACCCCCGGAUCUGUCACCUGGGCGCCGGGGACCCAUCCUCGUACCGGGAAGCCGGCGCGGACAGGACCCUCCCUCUGCCAGCUGCGUCCCGAAGGACCCCGCCUGGGGUGGAGCCGCAGCUGCCGCCUCCUUCUGCGGGCGCCCGGAGCCCGCGGUCGCGGGCACCUCCAAGGAGCCGGAGGAGGGGGCGGCCAUGGGUCUGCUGUCCCAGGGCUCGCCGCUGAGCUGGGAGGAGACCAAGCGCCACGCCGACCACGUGCGGCGGCACGGAAUCCUCCAGUUCCUGAACAUCUACCACGCCGUCAAGGACCGGCACAAGGACGUGCUCAAGUGGGGCGACGAGGUGGAAUACAUGUUGGUAUCUUUUGAUCAUGAACAUAAAAAAGUCCAAUUGGUCCUGUCUGGAGAGGAAGUUCUUGAAACUCUGCAAGAGAAGGGAGAAAGGACAAACCCAAACCAUCCCACCCUUUGGAGACCAGAGUAUGGGAGUUACAUGAUUGAAGGGACACCUGGGCAGCCCUAUGGAGGAACCAUGUCCGAGUUCAACACUGUCGAGGACAACAUGCGAAAACGCCGGAAGGAGGCCACCUCUCUGCUGGGAGAAAAUCAGGCUGUUUGCACGAUAACCUCGUUUCCCAGAUUAGGCUGUCCUGGGUUCACACUGCCCGAGUACAAGCCUAACCCGGUCGAAGGCGGAGCUUCCAAGUCCCUCUUCUUUCCAGAUGAAGCCAUAAACAAGCACCCCCGCUUCAGUACCCUAACGAGAAAUAUACGACACAGGAGAGGAGAAAAGGUGGUCAUCAACGUACCAAUAUUUAAGGACAAGAACACACCAUCUCCAUUUAUAGAAACAUUUCCUGAGGAUGAUGAAGCAGCAAAGGCUUCUAAGCCAGACCAUAUUUACAUGGAUGCCAUGGGAUUUGGGAUGGGCAACUGCUGUCUUCAGGUGACAUUCCAAGCCUGUAGCAUAUCGGAGGCCAGAUACCUUUAUGAUCAGUUGGCCACAAUCUGUCCAAUUGUUAUGGCUCUGAGUGCUGCAUCUCCCUUUUACCGUGGCUACGUGUCGGACAUUGAUUGUCGCUGGGGAGUGAUUUCUGCAUCUGUAGACGAUAGAACUCGGGAGGAGAGAGGACUGGAGCCACUGAAGAACAGUAACUAUAGGAUUAGUAAAUCUCGAUAUGAUUCAAUAGACAGCUACUUAUCUAAGUGUGGUGAGAAGUAUAAUGACAUUGACUUGACGAUAGAUAAAGAAAUCUACGAGCAGCUGUUGAAGGAAGGGAUCGACCAUCUCCUGGCACAGCAUGUUGCUCAUCUCUUUAUUAGAGACCCCCUGACUCUGUUUGAGGAGAAAAUACACCUGGAUGAUGCCAAUGAGUCUGACCAUUUUGAGAAUAUUCAAUCCACAAAUUGGCAGACAAUGAGGUUUAAGCCACCUCCUCCAAACUCCGAUAUUGGCUGGAGAGUGGAAUUCCGGCCCAUGGAGGUUCAGUUAACAGACUUUGAGAAUUCUGCCUAUGUGGUGUUUGUGGUGCUGCUCACCAGAGUGAUUCUCUCAUACAAACUGGAUUUUCUCAUUCCGCUGUCAAAGGUUGAUGAAAACAUGAAAGUCGCACAGAAAAGAGAUGCCGUCUUGAAGGAGAUGUUUUAUUUCAGGAAAGAUAUUUGCAAAGGUGGCAAUGCUGUGGUGGACGGGUGUGGCAAGGCGCAGAACAGCACAGAGCUGGCGGUGGAAGAGUACGCCCUCAUGAGCAUAGACACCAUCAUCAACGGGAAGGAAGGUGUGUUUCCUGGGCUCAUCCCCAUCCUGAACUCUUACCUUGAGAACAUGGAAGUGGAUGUGGACACCAGAUGCAGUAUUCUGAACUACCUGAAGCUGAUUAAGAAGAGAGCAUCCGGAGAACUAAUGACAGUUGCCCGAUGGAUGAGGGAGUUUAUUGCAAACCAUCCUGACUACAAGCAAGACAGUGUAAUCACCGAUGAAAUGAACUAUAGCCUUAUUUUGAAGUGUAACCAAAUUGCAAACGAAUUAUGUGAAUGCCCAGAGUUACUAGGCUCAGCCCUUAGGAAAGUAAAAUAUAGUGGAAGUAAAACUGACUCUUCCAACUAGACAUUCUCUAGAAAGAACAACACAUUGCUGUUUCAUUGAAGAAGUGACUGUGGGACUGGGACUCCGAGCCCACGUGUAUGGUGUGAAGACCAAAUAAUAGAACUGUACUGUUCCUGGGCCAGUGGGCCAGAAAUGGAUUAGAGGCUUUUCUUCAGUAGGCAGAUCUACAGUUUAUACAGUAUACAUGUACAAAGUAAAGUAUUUUUAUGAUUAACAAUGUAUUUUAAUAACAUUGUACCUACAGUCAAUGUGAACUGGCUUGUACAUUUUGAAUUCUUACUCUGGAGAGAAUGCUGUUUAAGCAGUCUUGUAAAUGCAGUGUACUAGCAGCUGUACAAUACCUUCAUUCCAGAGUUUAAAAUGUUUGUUGUAAAUUUUUGUUCCUUUGAAGACUACGCGGGACCUGAUUCAUUGAAAUGUAUCACUUUAAAAAUACUUGCUCUAGCUUUGAGUCAUCUCCUUUGUUGUGUACAUAAAAUCACUUAUGAUUCAUGGGAGGUGCGUCAGGGCUGAGCUUGGCUUCCCAGCACCUUAUCUGUGGUGCUUCUUCUGCAGUUGGAAUAACUGACCAUGGGACUGAAUAAAACCCACUGACCGCUGAUGGCUUGUUGUGAAAGGGCAUCUCCACUAUUACACUUGCUAAUUCAGUCCUUAAAAGAUAACUUUGUAGGAGGAAAGGAGACUUACCCAGAGUUCACCUGUAAUGAUUAUCAAUUAUUUUUCUUCCUGUACGUACUGUCAAAAAUGACAUCAGUUCUUCUGAUUCAGAUUGCUGCUUUAUUCUUAAAUCCUCAAACCUAAAGCAGUUACUGAAGUGCUCGGAUUUUUUUUUUUUUUUUUUUUUACUCUCUUCUCUCAUUUCCCUUGAGCAUAUUGAUAUGGACUUCUUUUAAAAGCCAUUCACUCCAAUCUUGGAGAACGUUCUGUAUACUGCUUACCUUUCUCUAUGAAACUCAUAAAUCAUGAAAUGCACUAAGUGUUGUGAAUCAGGACCCUAGAUGUUUAAUUGUAAAUAAUUUUAUUUCAAAUAAUUGUUACAGCUUUGUGUUGAAGUUUUGUUUUUCUCAAUUAGAGUCUUAACUGCUUCUAAAAAUAACUGUAUUAUACAUUAUGCAAACCUUUAAGGCAUAAAUAUUUAAACUGUAAUGCUAAUUUUAAAAGAUUGCAAUAAAGCUGCUUCAGCUAAACCUG